AUGGAGAAAAUUUCGAUUCUUGGUUUCAUUUUAGCUAUUCUCUAUUUCAUAACAACAGAACUUGCAUGUAAUGGUCAUACCCGUAUCGACAACAAUGUUCAAUCUGAACAAAAGGCUCUUAUCGACUUCAAAAAUGGUCUCAAAGAUCCCAACAAUCGGCUUUCAUCAUGGAAAGGAAGCAAUUAUUGCUACUGGCAAGGAAUUAGUUGCGAAAAUGGCACAGGAUUUGUCAUUUCAAUUGAUCUUCAUAACCCUUAUCCUCGUGAGAAAGUAUAUGAGAACUGGAGCUCUAUGAAGUUGAGUGGAGAAAUCAGUCCUUCAUUGAUAAAACUCAAGUCUUUGAAAUAUCUAGAUUUGAGUUUCAACUCAUUCAAAGCCAUGCCAGUUCCUCAAUUCUUUGGGUCUUUGGAGAAUUUAAUAUAUCUAAACUUAUCGAGUGCUGGGUUUAGUGGAUCAAUUCCUUCAAAUUUAUGGAAUCUUUCUAGCUUGCAGUAUCUUGAUCUUUCUUCUGAGUAUCCCAAAUAUGUUGAUUUUGAGUAUUCUAAUGAUAUAUUUGUUCAAAAUAUUGAAUGGAUGAUUGGCCUUGUUUCCUUGAAGUAUCUUGGUAUGAAUUAUGUUAACCUUUCAUUGGUAGGAAGUCGGUGGGUUGAGGUGGCAAACAAGCUUCCAAGUUUAACUGAGUUGCAUCUAUGUGGUUGUAGCCUCUUUGGUUCAUUUCCAUCUCCAAGGCGCAGUAUCUCUCAACUAUUGAGGAAGAGUUGGAAAAAGAUAGAAGUUCUAAAUUUGGCUCAGAAUGAAUUACAUGGUUCAAUUCCAAGCUCCAUUGGAAGCUUUUGCAACUUAAAAUAUCUGGAUUUGGGGGGUAAUUACUUGAAUGGAAGUUUACCUGAGAUUAUCAAAGGACUUGAAACCUGCAGUUCUAAAAGUCCUUUGCCUAAUUUGACGGAAUUGAUCUUGUACGACAAUCAAUUGAUGGGAACAUUGCCGAACUGGUUGGGUGAGCUUAAAAAUCUUAGGGUACUCUUUUUAUCCAGUAACAAAUUUGAAGGUCCCAUCCCUGCUUCUUUAUGGACAUUGCAACACCUGGAGUAUAUGUAUCUUUCACGGAAUGAGUUGAAUGGAAGUCUCCCAGAUAGUGUUGGACAACUUUCUCAACUGCAAGGCUUGGGUGUUGGUUCCAAUCAUAUGAGUGGAAGUCUCUCUGAACAACAUUUUUUGAAGCUGAGUAAGUUGGAGUAUCUAUGGAUGGGCUCCAAUUGUUUCCAUUUGAAUGUUAGUCCCAAUUGGGUUCCCCCUUUCCAGGUGAAAUAUCUCUAUAUGGAUUCAUGCCACUUGGGUCCUUCAUUUCCGGCUUGGCUUCAAUCUCAAAAGAACCUCGAGUAUCUUGAUUUAUCAAAUGACAGCAUUUCAAGUCCCAUUCCAAACUGGUUUUGGAAUAUUUCUUUUAAUAUGUGGCAGUUAAAUCUUUCUCACAAUCAGUUACAAGGUCAGCUACCAAAUUCAUUAAAUUUUUAUGGUCAAUCAGAGAUUGAUUUCAGUUCCAACCUCUUUGAAGGACCUAUUCCUUUUUCAAUCAAAGGGGUCCUUUUUCUAGAUCUCUCCCAUAAUAAAUUUUCUCGCUUUUUUCCACCGAGCAGAGGUGAAUCCAUGUUAGGCUUGAGUUCCCUUCUGCUUUCAGAUAAUCAAAUAACAGGAUUCAUCCCUCUAAACAUAGGAAAAUCCAUGCCAAACCUGUCUUAUCUUUCUCUUUCAAGUAAUCAAAUAACAGGGGUCAUCCCAUCAAACAUAGGCGAAUCCCUACCCAACUUGGCUUUCCUUUCUCUCUCGGGUAAUCGAAUAACAGGGACCAUCCCAGAUUCCAUAGGACGCAUCACCAAUCUUGAAGUCAUUGAUUUUUCAAGGAAUAAUUUGACUGGAAGCAUUCCUUCUACCAUAAAUAAUUGCUCUAACCUUUUUGUGUUAGACCUUGGAAACAACAAUCUUUCUGGGAUAAUACCAAAGUCGUUGGGCCAGUUACAAUCACUCCAAUCACUGCACUUGAACCACAACGAGCUUUCAGGAGAGCUCCCCUCAUCUUUCCAAAAUUUAACAGGCUUGGAAGUUCUUGAUCUUAGUUACAACAAAUUGUUGGGUGAGGUUCCUGCAUGGAUUGGAGCUGCUUUUGUAAAUAUGGUAAUACUCAACUUGAGGUCGAAUGUGUUUUGUGGAAGACUUCCCUCCCAGCUUUCAAAUUUAAGCUCCCUGCAUGUCUUAGACAUUGCACAAAACAAUCUGAUGGGUAAAAUUCCAAGCACUUUGGUUGAGCUUAAAGCCAUGGCUCAAGAGCAAUUGAAUAUAUAUCGGUUAAAUGUGAAUGCCAGCUCCUUGUAUGAAGAACGAUUGGUUGUGAUUGCCAAAGGCCAAAGUCUUGAAUAUACCAAGACUCUUUCUCUUAUUGUAGGCAUUGACCUAUCCGACAAUAAUUUAAGUGGAGAGUUUCCCCAAGAAAUAACAAAAUUGUUUGGUUUAGUGGUUUUGAACUUGUCGAGGAAUCACAUCACUGGCCAAAUUCCUGAAAACAUUUCAAUGUUGCGACAAUUGUCAUCUCUUGAUUUGUCAAGCAAUAAGCUUUCCGGCACCAUUCCUUCAAGCAUGGCCUCAUUGUCAUUCUUGAGUUAUUUGAAUCUAUCAAAUAACAAUUUCUAUGGUGAGAUCCCCUUUAUAGGGCAAAUGACAACCUUCACCAAGCUGGCCUUUGUGGGAAACUCUGAUCUAUGUGGACCUCCACUGGCCACAAAAUGCCAAGAUGAAGAUCCAAAUAAAAGGCAAAGUGUUGUUAGUGACAAAAAUGAUGGUGGCUAUGUUGAUCAAUGGUUUUACUUGAGCGUUGGCUUGGGAUUUGCCAUGGGCAUCCUAGUUCCAUUUUUUGUUUUGGCAACAAGGAAAUCUUGGUGUGAGGCCUAUUUUGAUUUUGUGGAUGAGAUUGUCAAAUGGUUGUUGAGAGGAAGAGCAACCUAUGCCAAAAAUCAUCCUAGAAGGCGAUAA
Messenger RNA from Vitis riparia (riverbank grape), 3024 nucleotides. Its product is annotated as probable leucine-rich repeat receptor-like protein kinase At2g33170. Lineage: Eukaryota; Viridiplantae; Streptophyta; Magnoliopsida; Vitales; Vitaceae. The record is from RefSeq and is a predicted model, not a curated record. Gene Ontology annotation, molecular function: protein binding. The coding region runs from base 1 to 3024 and encodes 1007 amino acids. The transcript has 3 exons.